AUGGCAUCUGUCACAAAAGAGAAAAAAAUUAAAAAAAAAGAGAAAGAUGAAUAAAUACAAAGUAAAUCUUUGGGAAACUUUCAUAAUUUGGAAUUAUUGUGUAAAGCAGAUGAUAGAUAAAAAAAGACAUUAGAAAAAAUAAUUAAAUCGAAACCAGAUUUAGCAAGAAGUUUAAACAUUUAUGCUGAUGGAGUUAAAUAUUAUAUAGCAAGAUAGUAAUAGAGAGAUAAAUUAUUGGCAGCAAAAGACUUACCGUUGAUGGAAGUUUCAGAAGAAUAACUAUAAUAACCAAUACUACCUCUAAUAUCUAACAGAUAAAUGACAAAACAAAACAAAUUUGAUUUCUUACCCCCUAGACUCUUAUCUGAAAGUUUAGAAAAACAAAAUAAAAGAUAAAUUAAUCACAAUAAUUAUACUCCUUUUACAAAUAGAUAAAAAGUAACAAUUCCUGCAUUAAAUCCCUCUUUGAAAUUUAAUAAAGAUAGAAAUUUACCAAAAUUAAAGGUAUUUGUUAAUACUAUUCUAAGUUCAAUUAUUAUGUAGGAUCAGGAAAUAAUGGAGAACUUGUAAAACGAAUUUUAUAAAAGAGAGAAUAAUAUUGGACAGCAGUACCAUAAACAUUUUAAUACAAACAUUUUAUAUGGUAAUAAUCAUAUUUUGGUAUGGAUUUUAAUCGUUUAACACCAUCAGAAAGUUGUUUUGUAAGAGUAAUGUAUAAUUUCUUUGAAUUUCAUAAGAACAUUACAUCGAAGACAGGUAUGUUUUAGAAUUAUUUUUAGGAUUAUCUUAAUCUUUACUUUAAUAUUAUAACAAUAUAGAGAGGACUUUUGAUAUUAUACCUUUAGUUUUUAUUUUUAAUUUCAAAAAUUAGGAUUGGGUGAAAGAUGUUUAGUAAUUUACAGAAUUUUAUCAAACGAAUAAUCCAUUAGGAUAAACUAAUAUGAAAUCUUCUUUAGAAUUUGAUUUUUAUCUAUCAAAUCUGGCAGGUACAAAAGUCAAUUAUAAUGGAAUUAAGUCUUAUAAAUUGUAGGAAACUUUAGUGAGUAAAACCUAAUAUUUAUGGCUUUUGAAACCAGCUGAUUGGAAUAGAGGAGAGGGUGUUCAUGUUUUUAGCACUCUUGAAGAAGUUGAAGCCUUAAUUAAGUCUUAUUACAAUGGAAAAGGAAACUAUGAGUGUAAAGAGUUUGUUAUUCAAAAAUACAUUGAAAGACCAUUGUUAUUGAGUGGAAGGAAAUUUGAUAUAAGAUGUUGGGUUCUCAUAUCUUAAGAUAUGCAAUACUUUUUAUUUAAAGAGGCCUAUAUAAGAACAAGUGGAGCAACAUUUUCAUUAGAUGAUGUAAAAUAAAAAUUAAUAAAAUUAGAAAGAUAGGUACAUUCAUUUAACAAAUAAUGCAGUUUAAAAGAAUGCAUAAAAUUAUGGAUAAUUUGAAGAUGGUAAUUAAUUAUCUUUAAAGAGAUUUUAAGAGUUAUUAGAGUAAAUAUUAUUUUAAAAAUAGUCAACAAGAAACAGUUUAUGAUUUUAGAAAGUAAGGUUGGCCAAUGAUUAAAGAUGUUGUUAAAAUAACAAUGAAUUCAACUAGAUUGAAUAAAAGAAAUAGAAAAUAUGGGAUGCAAUUAUUAGGUUAUGAUUUUAUGAUUGAUGAAAAUCUAAAGUUAUGGUUGAUAGAAGUCAAUGCAAAUCCAUGUUUGGAAGAGAGUUCUAAUUUAUUAAAAAUGUUGAUACCUCGUAUGUUGGAUGAUGCCUUUUAAUUAACUCUGGAUAAAGUAUUCACUCCAGAAGUGGAUCAUGGUUAAUAGAUGCCAAAAUAUAAGGUUGAUGAAUAUGAGGAUUAAGAGAAUAUGUGGGAAUCAUUGGGUAUUUGUAGUUGA
This is a messenger RNA of Paramecium pentaurelia, 1869 nucleotides long. NCBI's taxonomy places the organism in Eukaryota, Ciliophora, Oligohymenophorea, Peniculida, Parameciidae. The record is from the annotation of a GenBank genome assembly.